GCAACCACCUCAACCGGCGUCAUCCAUCUAAUAUCGGCACACAAACACAGAAAACGACGUCGUUUACUGCCUCCUCACUCAUUCCAUUACCUUACCCCAACUCAAAAGUCUCCUCCUCUCACAAACUCACCCACACAACACAACAAUCUCAAAACCUUUCUACUUUCUCUGCUGCUAAUAAUAUCUUCUUCACAUAUAUAGCUCAUCGCUCUGCUCCGAUCGGAAACCGCCUCUCUCUUCACCCCUCGUUUUUUGUGCUUUCUAAUGUAAUCUAAUCUCCCUUCCUUCCAAGAGAGGAAAAAAGGCGGCUCCUUUUUGUUUUGCCUUUUUUUUUAUUUACCGAUGAAUCGAACGCCGGCAGCGGCGGCGGGAGCUGGCGGAGGAGGGAUGGAGUUGCCAAUCAUACACGAAAGUGAUCGCUACGAUUUCGUCCGUGACAUAGGCUCCGGGAAUUUCGGUGUGGCAAGGCUCAUGAGGGACAAGCUCACCAAGGAGCUUGUUGCUGUUAAGUACAUCGAACGCGGUGAUAAGAUUGAUGAAAAUGUUAAGAGAGAAAUCAUUAAUCACAGGUCUCUAAGACAUCCUAACAUCAUCAGGUUUAAAGAGGUCAUUUUGACACCUACUCAUUUGGCAAUCGUAAUGGAAUAUGCAUCUGGAGGAGAAUUGUUUGAGCGAAUCUGCAAUGCAGGGCGUUUUACUGAAGACGAGGCUCGAUUCUUCUUUCAACAACUCAUAUCUGGGGUCAGCUAUUGCCAUGCAAUGCAAGUAUGUCACCGGGACUUGAAGUUGGAGAACACUUUGUUGGAUGGAACUUCAGCUCUUCAUUUGAAAAUAUGUGAUUUUGGGUACUCCAAGUCUUCAGUGCUUCAUUCACAACCAAAGUCAACAGUGGGGACUCCAGCAUAUAUUGCUCCAGAAGUGUUGCUAAAGCAAGAGUAUGAUGGCAAGGUCGCGGAUGUUUGGUCAUGUGGAGUAACCUUAUAUGUGAUGCUAGUGGGAUCAUAUCCUUUUGAAGAUCCUAAUGAACCUAAAGACUUCAGGAAGACAAUUCAGAGGGUCCUCAGCGUCCAGUACUCUAUCCCAGACUUUGUUCAAGUAUCUCCAGAGUGUCGCCACCUUAUCUCAAGGAUCUUUGUUUUUGACCCUGCUGAGAGGAUCACCAUUCCUGAAAUCUUGAAAAAUGAAUGGUUUCUGAAGAAUCUUCCGGCAGAGUUGAUUGAUGAAAAAAUUAUGGGUAACCAAUUUGAAGAGCCAGAUCAACCCAUGCAGAGCAUUGAUGAGAUCAUGCAGAUAAUUUCAGAAGCUACAAUACCACCGGUUAGGGCACAUACGUUAGACCAUUUUAUGAUGGAUAACAUCGAUGUGGAUGAUGACAUGGAUGACUUGGACUCUGACUUCGAGCUUGAUGUAGAUAGCAGUGGGGAGAUAGUAUAUGCUAUAUAACUUGAGAAGUCUUCAUCUGCAUUUGAAAGACAUCAUAAUGAAAGGAAGUGAAUUCAUCAUAGUGUUGUUGCACUUCAUGGCCUUCUUCUCAGCAUCAAGGAAUGAGAAAAUGGGCGAAGACCAUAGUUUCUGUAGACUAGCAUGGACAAACACCGAAGUUCAUCAUGUUAAUUUAUAUUUGUGUGCUUCUAGGAACUGCCACGAUCCACACCUUCACGAUACCAUUUUAUAUUUACGGCAG
Messenger RNA from Arachis duranensis, 1684 nucleotides. RefSeq names its product serine/threonine-protein kinase SRK2I. The record is from RefSeq and is a predicted model, not a curated record. Gene Ontology annotation, cellular component: nucleus. The transcript has 9 exons. Gene Ontology annotation, biological process: protein phosphorylation; intracellular signal transduction. The coding region runs from base 343 to 1443 and encodes 366 amino acids. Gene Ontology annotation, molecular function: ATP binding; protein serine/threonine kinase activity. Lineage: Eukaryota; Viridiplantae; Streptophyta; Magnoliopsida; Fabales; Fabaceae.